Molecule: messenger RNA, 1338 nt
Organism: Acanthosepion pharaonis
Lineage: Eukaryota; Metazoa; Mollusca; Cephalopoda; Sepiida; Sepiidae
Source: the annotation of a GenBank genome assembly
AUGUCUUUUGAUUUCUUUUUUCUUACAGUUAUGAAUAUCGUUCGGUUAGUGCUGUAUCUCCUGGUCAAACUCUACAGAUGGACAUUGCUGCCCGUUUCCGAUCUUGUUUUGGUAUGGCUCUACGAACGCGAUUCCAGGGUUGUGCCUUCUGUGGACAAUCCCCUCUUGCUGAAGAGUGCAACAACUCUGGCCAAGAUGAUCCGAAACCAUGAGGUAAAAAGUGAAGAAGUUGUGAAGGCAUUUAUUGAACGGACCAAGAUUGUGAAUCCCAUAGUGAAUGCUAUGUGCCAAAAUCGUUAUGAUUUAGCAUUGGAGGAAGCUCGGAAAGUAGAUGACCUGCUGUCCCAAUCUGAGAUUGCUGAUUCUUACUCUGCGAAAAAUGCACCAUUUCUUGGAGUGCCUCUUUCUGUCAAGGAAGCAUUUGCAUUGAAAGGUAUGCCAAAUUCUUCUGGAUUGAAGAGUCGCAGAAACCUAAUUGCAGAGGAAGAUGCAGAUGUUGUGCAUAACCUGCGCAAAGCUGGUGCCAUUCCAUACGUAGUGACCAAUAUUAGUGAGCUCUGCAUGUGGUAUGAAUCAGCAAACAAAGUCUAUGGACGAUCAAAGAACCCCUACCACACUGGCCGGAUUGUUGGAGGCAGUUCCGGUGGUGAGGGCUGCCUUCUUGGCGCUGGAAGUUCUGUGAUAGGAAUUGGUUCUGACAUUGGUGGUAGCAUUAGAAUGCCAUCCUUUUUCAAUGGAGUUUUUGGUCACCGCACUUCAAAAGGUAUUGUGAGUAAUGUGGGACAGUAUCCAUGUGCAUAUGGUCCAAGGGCAGAUUUCCUGUCUACAGGUCCCAUGUGUCGUUAUGCUGAGGAUCUAUUACCUAUGUUAGAGGUGAUGGCUGGUGAGAAUGCAUACAAAUUAGAACUUCACACACCGGUUGACCUGAAAACCUUAAAAAUCUUUUAUAUGUUGGAUGAUGGAGGAAGCCUUAUGGCCAGUCCAGUGAAAGAAGAUAUUAAAGAUGCCAUUUUGAAGGUGAAGGACUAUUUCAAGGACACUUAUCAAAUUGAAGUGAAACCUGUUAGUCUAUCAAAGUUGAAAUACAGCCUGGAGAUUUGGAUGGCUGGACUGUCUGCCGACCCAUCACCUGGCCAGGAAUUUUGCACCUACAUGUCGGAUGAUGGAAAUCAUUCCAUUAAUCCUGUCGUUGAACUUGUCAAAUGGUUGUUCUUCUUAUCAGACCACACUCUGCCAGCGAUUGCUCUUGGCGUCACUUUUCUUCUCUUCCCUCUUCUUCUUUUUCUCCUCCUCCUUCUUCUUCGUCUCCUUCCUUCUUCACAUCCUCCUCUUUCCUAA